Anthonomus grandis grandis is the source of this 1803-nucleotide messenger RNA. RefSeq names its product esterase FE4-like. The transcript has 10 exons. The record is from RefSeq and is a predicted model, not a curated record. Lineage: Eukaryota; Metazoa; Arthropoda; Insecta; Coleoptera; Curculionidae. The coding region runs from base 96 to 1748 and encodes 550 amino acids.
AUUUCUUUCAAUGAUAUAUUAGAAGCGAAAAUCGAGAGAUUGCAUUCAGGGCCAACCCAACUGUCUAUAAAGUGAGGCGUAAGUAAAAUUAAAUAAUGUGCCUCCAUUAUAAACUCUAUUUUAUUGUGGUGUUUUUCGUAGUAUAUAGUGAAGCACAGGGACCAAUUGUUACCAUUGACGAUGGACAAAUUCUCGGUAGCACCCAGAAAUCGGUGGGAAAUGGCGGAACCUUUUACGCUUUUAAGGGAAUCCCUUAUGCCAAACCUCCUGUUCGUAAUUUACGUUUUCAGGCACCGUAUAAAAACGAUCCGUGGCAAGGUGUACUUGACGCGACAAAAGAAAAGGAUAAAUGUGUACAAACCGCGGGAAUACUCGGUCUCACCAUCGCUGGUUCCGAAGACUGUCUACAUUUGAACGUGUAUACAACCAAUGUAACAGGCAACAAUCCGGUCAUGGUAUGGAUCUUUGGUGGUGGUUUCUCCAUAGGCGGAUCCGAGUACAGUUCCUACGCCCCCGACUUUUUAAUGGACAGAAACAUCGUUUUUGUGUCGUUAAAUUACCGACUGGGUGCCUUCGGUUUCCUCAGUACCGGGGACUUAAAUUGUCCGGGCAAUUGGGGACUGAAGGAUCAACUUUUAGCUUUAAAGUGGGUGAAAGAUAAUAUUGAGGCGUUCGGAGGUGACCCGGAGAAAAUUACGAUCGCUGGACAAAGCGCCGGAUCAGCGUCUGUGUCAUAUAUUUUACAAAAUCCACAGUCCAAAGGAUUGUACCGCUCCGCAAUAAUGCAAAGCGGAUCCAGUUUGUGCUUAUGGUCUCUAACGAGGACCGCGAGGGAAAUCGCUUUCGCUAUCGGGGCCCGACUUGGCAUUUUUACUACCGACAGUGGGGAACUGAUCAGGAAACUCAGAAAAGUUGAUUAUCAACGACUCAAACGAGCUGAGAACGAUGUUUAUUAUGUGGCUAUCGCAGUAGAUAAUAUCUUUAAUGGUAUUCCGAUGGGGCCGGUUGUAGAACCCGAGCACGAAGGGGCGUUUUUCACGCAAAAAAGUCACGAAAUGUUAAGGACUGGACAGUUUAAUAAAGUGCCGGUUCUUAUGGGGUUAAAUUCAAACGAAGCCAAAUCCUUUUUGGGUUUGUUUAUAGAUGUUCUUAAGCCCCUGUUUACCAGAUACGACAUCAAUAUCGCCCGAUUAGCCCCAUAUGACUUGACGAGGAAUUCUACGAAAAGGAUUCUGGCAGGAACCGAAAUCAAGCAUCAUUAUUUUGGAGAGGAUCCAAUUGUCACUAGACCAUCCGCAAAUAUUAUAAAAUUUAUAAGUCACGAACAAUUUAAUCGCCCCAUACGAGAAACUGUCCAUCAAAUGUCAAAAUAUGUGGACGUGUACUACUACGAGUUUGGCUAUAGGGGAUCGCUCGGUGAAUUUGAAAGUGACUUUGCCGGGGUGGGACAUUACGAAGAAAUAUUUUAUCAGUUUGCCAAUAAAGCCAAUGCGAACGACGAAGAUAAAAGUGCCAGGACGAUUUUCUUGGAAUUAUGGAGUAACUUUAUUAAAUAUGUAAAUCCCACGCCGAAGUCGUUUGAGGGAGCAACUUGGAUACCGAAUUCACCAAAAAACCAGAAUAAGGAUGUGGUGUACUUGAGUAUAAAUACCACAUUGGCAAUGAGGCAAAACCCUGAUCAAGAAGAUUGGGAGUUUUAUCAAAAGAUUUACGACAAAUAUGGAGAUCCGCCGUUUUCGACUUAUUAGUGUUACUAUAUAAUGGUGUUUAAGCAUUAAAAUUAAUAAAAAGUAAAACACUAAA